UCCAGAUUGAGGUCAGACAGCUAAGAAAACACUAAACACUAGAAAUGAACAGAUUUUAUGUGGCGUCAAAAUAGCACGCUUGCUAUAAUCACGCUUUUAAAAAGGAUAUAGGUGAGCUAUCCCCUUUGUCUCCAUUCUCACGUACAAUUAUUCGCGCGUGUGCUUGUGUGUGUGCGUGUGUGUGUGUGUGUGUGUGUGUGUGUGUGUGUGAGAGAGAGAGAGAGAGAGAGAGAGAGAGAGAGAGAGAGAGAGAGAGAGAGAGAGAGAGAGAGAGAGCGACAUGCCGAUGUAGAGAGAGAGAUUUUAAGCGUGGGUGUAUUUUCUCUUAUCUCUGGCUAUAGUACAACCCAGCACACAACGCAUUCAUGGAACAAGGCCAGGUGCAUUUGCUUACCUUCCGACUUUUUAACAUAUUAUUUGGUAAAAAUUUGAAAACAAAACAAAACAAAAAAACAAUAAAGAAACAUACUGUUUGCCAAAUAUGAACAUAUUUAAAAAGUCAAAUGUUCAAUUCCUUAACUUGCAGUUUGAACUCGGUUUCCAUCAGAAUGUCGGAAAGUAUACCAGCUAUCAGAAAGAGGCUAAUUGUGCUCGCCUUGCUGAAACCCCCAGUUUGCAAUGACCAUAUGUCCCAUGUGUUGGCCCAGGAGCCGUAAAGUUCCCUAUUGGGCAGAGGAUGUCUUCUCCACCCUGUGUGUUCUGUCAGUCCACUGGUUCACUAGUUCACCGUGUCAAUCCACGCUGCUACGCGCAGGCAGCGAGAAGCUGAAAGGUAGCUAGAUGGUAUAGGUGGAAUCUUUCGCCUGCUGGUUACUGCUGACUCUGACGAGACACACGCCAAAUUGGAGUCCGGAUUUUGCAGAUAGUAAAAACGGUGCACUAACGACCAUUCAUCUAUAGACGUCUAAGUAGUUUUCGCGUUCUGGCAACGUCUAUGACUAAAGACGAGCGAUACUAGCGAGUUUCCCUAUACUAACUGCCGAGUUUAUGUACGCUUUAAAAUAAUACGUAUGACUUUUAGCAUACCAAAAGUCUAAGCUUUCGUUCGCGCAGUUCUAAUCCCUCAAAAACUGUUGCGGAAAAUACAUUCCGUGACUUGUUCAUCUGUUCCUUGGGAGUCUUGAACAAAUAUUCCAAAGCCAGGGCCAUUUUCGUUGAAGAGACUGAAGGAAUGCUGGAAGUCAGUACCUGCGAGUUAUCUGGAAGCUGUAUCCUUGCGUAAAAUCUAGACGUAAAAGACGUUAUCUCGGUCAGCUUCCAAGAGGCCGUUGGAAAAAGACCGUCACGUGACAUCGGGUGCCAAUGUUCUUCCAGAAGGUCGUCAGGACCCUGGUAGCCGGUAACGUGAAUUUUGGAAAUGCAGAAAACCACCUACUACGACAACUCGACACUAUUCGGAGGUUAUUCGUAUCAGGGGGCCAAUGGCUUCAGUUAUGAGGCCCAGCCAGCGGCUUUCCCGAGCUCGGCACACCUCGAUGGCGAUUACCAGAGGUCUGCCUGCUCACUGCAGUCGCUAGGCACUAGCGCGCCCACACAGUCACAACACGCCAAGACGAAAGAGCUCAAUGGCAGCUGUAUGCGUCCCAGUCUACCAUCUGAACACCACCAACCUCCCCAGGUUUCUCCUCCUCAAAAUCCUGUGAACCCAACUGGAUCUAGUGCACCCCAGCAGCCGGGUGGUAGCGGCAGUGGUGGGACUGGCGGCGGAGGUACCACCAAAUCAUCCACCAAGUCAUCCACACUAGCCCAGAACCCAACCAUCACCAAGCAGAUAUUCCCCUGGAUGAAAGAGUCACGUCAGAACACCAAGCAAAAAAACAGCUCCCCCAGUGCAAGCUCAGCUAAUGCGGAGAGCAGUGGCGGCGAGAAAAGCCCUCCGGGUUCCGCGGCUUCUAAGAGAGCGCGCACAGCCUACACGAGCGCACAGCUUGUGGAACUUGAGAAGGAGUUCCAUUUCAAUCGGUACCUUUGUCGGCCUCGACGCGUAGAGAUGGCAAAUCUUCUCAACCUUAGCGAAAGGCAGAUCAAGAUCUGGUUUCAAAACCGACGCAUGAAGUACAAGAAGGAUCAAAAGUCGAAAGGCAUGGGCUCUUCUUCAGGGGGGCCAUCCCCAACCGGAAGUCCACCUCUGCCAAUGCAGUCCUCAGCCGGUUUUAUGAACUCCAUGCACUCAAUGGGCAGCUAUGACGCGCCGUCGCCGCCAUCUUUCAACAAGUCUCAUCAAAACGCAUAUGCCAUGACAUCAUCCUAUCAAAAUUCAAUGAAAGGUUGUCCCUCGCAACAGAAGUAUGGCAACACAGGACCAGAUUAUGACCCACAUGGGUUACAAGGUAACAGUGGUAACUAUGGGACCCCUAACAUGCAGGGUAGCCCCGUGUACGUAGGAGGGAACUAUGUGGAUGCCAUGCCGGCCACUGGGCCCUCUAUGUACAGCCUCAAUCACCUGCCACACCACCAAUCUGCCAGCAUGGACUACAACGGUGCAACACAGAUGUCGGCUAACCAGCACCACGGACCGUGCGAUACACACCCGACAUAUACAGAUCUGUCAGCGCACCAUCCUUCUCAGGGUAGAAUUCAAGAAGCACCCAAGUUGACGCAUCUGUAACAGGUUUGGGGGGAAAACAAAAAACAAAACAAUUUACAAUGAAGAAGAAAACAAACAAACGAGUAAACGCGAACCCAGGGGACGAUGCAAUGGGGUUGAAAAAGAUGAUCCAGUGGUUUCUUGCCGUUUCAAUCACAGCAGUUGGUGUUGAUGUCCUUCCGUUCACCUGUGAGCACAUUCAUUUGUUCAGAAGACAUCUUACAAUCAGUUAUGUAUGCGUAGAUCUGAAAGCCCUACUUUAACAAAUUAUGAGUAGUGGGUAAGUGUGGAUAGUGUAUGCGAUUUAAUAGAUUAUUUUUCUGUAUGACCAUGUGUGACUCCCUUUUACACCAUCGUUGGCAUGUGUGUAUUUUGUCAGUCUAAUGCCGAGUUCUUCACUGUAAAAAAUGCUUGAGGGUGGAGCAUAGCAAACUCUUGAAACCGGCGUUAGGAAACCACUGGAUUGUUUUUGUUCACUUCCCUUUUAUCCACAUACCUCUUUGCGUUUAACAGAUUCGCUAAACUGUCAUUUUUUUCUAAUUCAACUUCCUAAAACCAUUAGCCUAAAAUGCGUGUACGUAAUAAAUUUACGUAUAACAACACUUCAUUGUACACUUUUUUUGGACUGAUAAGUUAAAUGCUGUUUUCGCACUAUGCUGCAUAGAGCAUCCUGCCGUAAACCGACUAUAAUUGGGCAAUACUUACCAAAUUGAUACAGGGUAAAGAUAGACCAUUUGAGAAUUUAGUCAAUACAUAGUCGUCCCUAUCUUUCUCAAAUGGCUGUGCCCCUCCUUCCUUCUCGUCAAUUCCUAGCUCUCUCUCUCUCUCUCUCUCUCUCUCUCUCUCUCUCUCUCUCUCUCUCUCUCUCUCUCUCUCUCUCUCUCUCUCUCCCCACUGAGUUUGCUUACAUUAGCUUCACUAAUGAGAAAGGCAGACAUUUUCUCAUGUCUUGACUUUACGUGGAAACAGGGUAUAAAUGAACAAAAUGCAUGUCCGAGAUCCCAAGCAAUGGUGUUGACGUUUCGGUUUACGCCUAAUGCUUCCUCGGCUGGACAUCAUUGUUGCACUUAGAGUUUACAUUUUGAUGGAUAAGGAAAAAGUAAAUCUUAUUUUGAAGCGAAAGACCUUCAAUCAGCGUCUUUCGGUAUGUGUUCAAACGAACAUUCAUAAAUAUAUAUUUAUUUGUUAUAGCCAGUUUAAAUACUUUCUUUUUUUUUUAUUAUUUAUCCCUCAUGUAUUUAUAUCGAGAAAGUGUACUUUUUUAGUAUUUACCUGUUAUAAGGAAAAGACAUUGUGUUCUUGUCAUUGUAACUAAUUUUGGUUAUUGUAUUUUUAGAGACACCUAGGUUUACGUUACCCUUGUACAAAAACGACUUGACAUGUACAGGGUGCGAGGCAAGGGAAUCAAACCGUUCCAGCAUAGUCGAAAAUUAGACAGUAUAGCGAAACUUUUUUUUCCCUUUUUUUAAGAAGAAACCUUCAUUUGUUCUUUGUAGUUACAUUGAUUUUCUUGUUAAGAGUUGGCUGUUGAACAAUUCUUUAAUAAAAUAUUAUGUUAAUCAUU
Messenger RNA from Tachysurus fulvidraco (yellow catfish), 4151 nucleotides. It is a transcript of the gene hoxb3a, whose product is annotated as homeobox B3a. Gene Ontology annotation, molecular function: RNA polymerase II cis-regulatory region sequence-specific DNA binding; DNA-binding transcription factor activity, RNA polymerase II-specific. The transcript is spliced from 4 exons. Gene Ontology annotation, cellular component: nucleus. Gene Ontology annotation, biological process: regulation of transcription by RNA polymerase II. The record is from RefSeq and is a predicted model, not a curated record. NCBI's taxonomy places the organism in Eukaryota, Metazoa, Chordata, Actinopteri, Siluriformes, Bagridae. The coding region runs from base 1358 to 2608 and encodes 416 amino acids.